Lindgomyces ingoldianus is the source of this 1014-nucleotide messenger RNA. RefSeq lists its product as uncharacterized. Gene Ontology annotation, cellular component: intracellular membrane-bounded organelle. Gene Ontology annotation, biological process: vacuolar protein processing. The transcript has 3 exons. The record is from RefSeq and is a predicted model, not a curated record. Bases 134 to 655 code for a protein of 173 amino acids. Lineage: Eukaryota; Fungi; Ascomycota; Dothideomycetes; Pleosporales; Lindgomycetaceae.
CCACUUUUCACUAUUUGCCCUUCACCUUCUGCACUCACCAUACUCACCCUGCACCCUGCGCCUUGCACCCUGCACCCUGCACCCUACCCCAUCUACCACCCCCUUGCACGCCGCCUAGUCCUUGGUUUUCGUCAUGGCCCAAAAAGCAACUAAAACUCUCGCCUCCCGCAAUACGGCCCGCCUCAACACCACUCUUUACCUUACCCUCGCCGUCCACUUCUUCUACUGGCUCCUGCGCGCACUCCUAUUCCGCUCCUCAUUCACCCGCAAAUCCCUCGUCCUCUACGCCCUCCUCUGCGCCCCCCAGCUCCUCAUCCAAUUCUUCAUCUUCGAGCGCAGCGGCCGCCCAACCUACGGUCCCGAUGGGCAGGUGAAGAGGAGCGGCGAGGACCUGGACGCGAAGGGCUUGACCGAGUAUAUGUGGGAUGUCACCUACUGGACCUAUGGCGUACUGGUGCUUGCGGCCGUGGUGGGCGACUGGGCAUGGUGGUGGAUGGCUGUUGUCCCGGCUUAUUCGGCCUGGCUUGCUUACACGACCUUUGCAGGCGUUCGUCAAGGAUACGCCGAUGCUGCUGGCGUACCUCAUCCCCAGCCCGCGAGCAAGCGACAACAGAAGAUGGAGAAGAGGGGGGGACAGAAGGUGCAGUAUCGAUAAACCAGCAGAUAAAAACAGGAGAGCAGGCUGUGGCGAUGGAGGCCUGUUCAAUCCUAUACAUACUCCCAAGCACCCGCUCCACAUAUGUUACAGGUACAUACAUAUACACAGGAUAUCCGACAGAAUCCGACAGUUCAUGCCUCGACCUUUGUAGGGAUCUUGACCUGUCCCUUCUUACGGUCCUCAUGCGGGAAUCCGUAUCUCCACCCGACACCCUUGGGGCUCCUUCCAUCCCGCCCCACGCUUUCCACAUUCACAUCCUGGAAAACGAAAUCCCAUCUCCUCCCAGCCACCGUUUUGACCUUCUUCAGCUCCUCUAGCCUCUUCGACUCCUGCUGCCUCCUUCUUUCCUGCUCUUU